CUUACAAUUAUCACAAAAUCAAGAGUUCUUACAAUUAUCACAAAAUCAAGAAAUAGUUAUAUUUUACUAUAUUGUUUCAAACAAGAAAAUAAAAAUGGGAUCAAAGGCAUUUAUGGUUCUAGGCAUUGUUUUGGCUAUUUUACUUGUGAUAACCUCAGAGGUUGCAGCUAGGGAUUUGCCUCAGAGCUCCACCACUUCUCAGGACGACGGACCGGGAAAUGAGUUAAAUGACGCCAAAUUUCUAGAUGUAGUUCUUCCAAGACAAAGAGGAGUCGGACUUCCAGGACUAGGAGGACCGGGACUUCCAGGAGGAAUGGGAGGAGGUGGUUUUGGAGGAGGAUUUGGUGGUAGCCGUGGUGGUGGAUAUGGUGGUUAUCCAAGAGGAGGAUAUGAUGGAUAUUAUCCUGGUGGUGGUUAUGGAGGAUAUCGUGGAGGUGGUUGGUAUGGAGGAUGGCCUCUCAACUAAUUGAUUAUUACUAAGGAAUAUAUAUAUGAAGAAUAUUCAUGGUGGCUAUUUAUAUUUCAGUAUUGUGUGUAGUAGAAGGUAUAAUUUUGUUGUUGGAAGUCGGAAUAAAUGUAUAAUAAAUCUCCAUUCAUUUACUAUGAAUGGAUGGUUAUAUGUUAUCAUGUCAUGUUUCUUUAUGUAAUGAUAUAGUAUGCAUCCGUUUUCGUUUACAUGUAAUUGUCAUUCAAAUAGUUAAGCGAAAUUCUAAUAAAGUUAUAUAUUUCCUUUGUAUUUAA
This is a messenger RNA of Lycium barbarum (goji berry), 741 nucleotides long. Its product is annotated as dormancy-associated protein 2-like. NCBI's taxonomy places the organism in Eukaryota, Viridiplantae, Streptophyta, Magnoliopsida, Solanales, Solanaceae. The record is from RefSeq and is a predicted model, not a curated record. Bases 95 to 466 code for a protein of 123 amino acids. The transcript has 2 exons.